This is a messenger RNA of Hordeum vulgare subsp. vulgare (domesticated barley), 2869 nucleotides long. RefSeq lists its product as uncharacterized. The record is from RefSeq and is a predicted model, not a curated record. NCBI's taxonomy places the organism in Eukaryota, Viridiplantae, Streptophyta, Magnoliopsida, Poales, Poaceae. Bases 122 to 2638 code for a protein of 838 amino acids. The transcript is spliced from 2 exons.
CAACUCUUCCACGUACGUUGACCACCUGUACAAGUAGAAACGUUCGUUCUCCAGCUCGUGUUUGCAAGCGCUCGCUUCAAAUCCAACACCAUUUCGUGGCGUGUGGCUUGGCUUCCCAUCCAUGAAGUCCAACCAAGACGACGGCGGCGGCGCCAUGAAGAAGAACCCGCCGAGCAUCGAGAUCGUCCAGCACCGGGUCGGCGGCGGCCUAGGCAGCGGCGGCGGCGGCUCGAUAUCCUUCUCCGAGCCGUGGCGGGAGAUGACGCCGGGGAGCGGCAGCGGCCACGGCAGCUCGGGCAGGAGCGGCGGCUGGGAGCCGCCCGAGAAGCGCCUCACGCUGUUCGCGCUCCGCCUCGCCGUCCUCGAGAAGGCGGCCAGCGGGCUCGGGAAGCUCGACUUCGCGUGGGCCACUGUCGUGCUGCUCGGCGGCUUCGCCAGCGACCUCGACACCACCGACUUCUGGUACAUAACCGUCAUCCUCGUCAGCGAGGCCGCGCGCGUCUUCAGCCGCAGCCACGAGCUGGAGUGGCAGCACCACGCCACCCUCACCUCCACGGCGGGCAACGCGUUGCGCUCCAGCUCCCGCUUCUUCCGCCGCAUCGCGCACGCCAUCGCCGAGCCCCAGACGGCCGCGGCGUUCGGGGUCGGCGACACGCGCGCCAGGGCGGCGCUCUUCCAGCGGCAGAUCGUGGCCCUCAUGAAGCAGCGCACCUGGCACGCGCCCGACGUGCCGCUGCUCCCCUACACCGGCUGGGUCUUCGUCUCCAAGAAGAUAGGCAGGCUGCUCAACUGGCUGCAGGUGCUCUCGGCGUUCGCCUGCGUCGCGCUCUCGGUCAUGCGGCUCCGGAAGCACGAGUUCGGUGACGCCAAGAACAUGCGGCCGGCGCUGCUGCUCUUCUACGCGCUGGCGCUGCUCGAGGCGUCCCUCUUCUUGCUGGAGAAGGCGUACUGGACGUGGAAGAUGUCCGUCUGCAAGCUGCUCGACCAAGUGAGCGCCGAGUGCGAGCUCGGCCCCUACGGCCUCGUCUCCCUCAAGCGCUUCUUCUACGACGCCUACUCGCAGUGCAUCGAAGGCAGCAUCUUCGACGGCAUCAAGAUGGACCUCGUCACCUUCGCCGAGGAGCUCAUCCUCUCCGACUUCCUCGACGAGCAGCUCAUCGGCAUCCGCAUCCUGCAGCAGCUGGCCACCGGCAAGGGCUCCGCGCGCGACACGCUGCGCAAGCUCGGCACCAACCCGCGCUCCAUCGAGCGGGCCGUCGAGAUGCUCAACUGGAAGCGCCACGACGAGGAGGAGGUGCGCAAGUGCGCGGCCGAGGUCGUGUCCAAGCUCGCCGGCAAGCGCCAGAACGCGCUCCGCGUGUCUGGCAUCCCGGGCGCCAUCGAGUCCGUCAUGUCCCUGCUCUACACCGGCCGCGGCCCACUGGCGUCCGUGGACCACCCGUUGGGGGCCGUCGCCGCGGCCGCCGUGCCAGACCGUCUCUACGACUACCUGCAGUUCAACCUUCUGGGCCUGCACAUACUGAAGAAGCUCGCGAGGGAUCACGACAACUGCGGCAAGAUCGGCAACGCGCGUGGCCUGCUGGCCAAGAUUGUGGAGUUCACGCACGUCUCGCCGGCCCUGCUCCUCAACCCGAGCGCUUCCGACUCCCAGGUGCGCUCCGUGAAGCGCGCGCUCCAGGUGAUCAAGAUGCUCGUGUACACGACGGGGGCGACGGGCAAGGCGCUGCGGCGGGACGUCGCCGAGAACGUGUUCACGGUGAGCAACCUCCGGGGGGUGCUGCGGCACGGCCACCAGCACAUGGACCUGCAAAAGCUGGCCAUGGACGUCCUCACCGGGAUGGCCAUGGACGAUAGGGCCAAGGAGACGAUCGUGGGCACCGGUGGCGUGGUCAAGCUGCUCAUGUCCAUAUUCUUCAAUGCCAGCGAGUGCGAGCUCGGGAACGAGGCCGGCGAGGCGCUGGCGAUGCUUGCCUUGGAGAGUGAGGCGAGCUGCUCCGCCAUCCUCAAGAGGGCCGACGUGCUCGAUCAGCUGGCGUCCGCGUUGGACGGCCACGACCCUCGAUGCCUCAACGCCAUGAGGGUGCUGCGCAACCUCUGCGCUUACUCGGGAGAGGAGCAUCGGACGCGCCUCAGCACGGUGACCAAGGCCAUGCCCACGGUGCUGGGAGCCACCAUGACAGGACGAGACAAGAUCCUGGAAGUGUCCGUCGGGCUGACCACGCAGAUCUGCAGGUUCGUCGACAUCGAGCAGUUCACCGCCGAGCUGCGCCGGGCCGGCCUGGACGAGCGCGCCUACGUGGAGCGGCUGCUCGCCAUCCUGCGGCAAUACAGGUACCCGGAGAUCAAGGUGCCACGGAUGCGGCGGUUCCUGGUGCAGCAGCUUGUCUGGCUCAUGACGAGCUCACCUCGACGCCGCGGCGGCGGCGGCUUUGUGGGGUUGCUCCGGGAGCUCGGGAUGGAGCGGCUGCUCGAGGCCGUCGCCGAGACGACGUCGGAGGUGGAGUGCUACCACGUCUUUUCUGGCAGCGUCCCGAUCGGCAAGCACCGCGAGAGCUUCUCUGCCAUCGUGGACACCGCGCUCCAGCUGCUCGCCGACGGGGACGGAGACGGUGCCGGAGGAGGAGAAAGCGACAACUGAAUCUAACGAAAGACUGCGAUGACGCUCUGAAUGAACCACGGAAUGCGAUUAGUUAAGGGAGUUGAGCAUUCUCUUCCUAGUAUUGCGAGACACAAAACUGUUUUUUGUAUUGCAUAGGGAAUUGUUGGUCACUAUCUAGUCAAUGCGAUUAGAGAGUUCAGUGUGUAUAGUUCCAAAAAACAGGAUGGUGUGUAUAAGACGUAUAUACUCCUUCAACACUUCCAGACGGAA